UCUUGCUUUCUUCGCAUUUGCCACCAAUCUAACGUGCUUCUGCAUCACCAACCUUCGCACAAUACCAUCUCUGCCCUUUUGCUUUUUCCCCUCCAUCAUUGACUUCACUUCUGCCACUCAACUCUUUCAAAAACAUGCACGAGGUGAAUGGUUGUCAUCAUGUUACACCUCCAUCUCACUCUUUCUUAACCUUUUAACUAGUCAAUUGCUUUUCAGUUUUCACCCCUUUUGAAUUUUGAAUCUCAUUCUAAAUUUCCACCAACAUUAAUUUCUCAGUGGUGGAAUUGGAAAUUUUGUUAUAUAGAAAGUCUUUAGGAAUUGAUGGAGCACAAUGCUCUAGGUGGUGGAAUAUUUCCCAACAUAAGUAGUGGUUUGCUAGGAGUAGAAAACCCUAUACAGCAACAACAACCAAACCUUCAAAACCAGCAAAACUCUCACCCUUUGCACCAUCCCCAAAUGGUUUCCUAUGCCACUGACCCACAUCAACAACAACCACAGCAAUCAAUCAAACAUGGCUACAACUAUUCAGCAACAAAGAGCAACAAGCCACAAAUCACACUCAGUGAUGAAGAUGAACCCGGGUUCACUGCAGAAGAUAACAGCUCUGGGGACCCCAAGAGGAAGGUGUCACCAUGGCAUAGAAUGAAGUGGACUGACACCAUGGUAAGGCUCUUAAUAAUGGCUGUUUAUUACAUCGGAGACGAGGCUGGUUCAGAAGGCACUGACCCCACCAAGAAGAAAGCCACAGGGUUGCUUCAAAAGAAAGGUAAGUGGAAAUCAGUGUCAAGGGGCAUGAUGGAAAAGGGUUACUACGUGUCUCCUCAGCAAUGUGAAGACAAGUUCAACGAUCUGAACAAGAGGUACAAGAGGGUCAACGACAUUCUUGGCAAGGGCACAGCUUGUAGGGUGGUGGAGAAUCAAAGUUUGUUAGACACUAUGGAUCUGUCACCAAAGAUGAAGGAAGAAGUAAGAAAGUUGCUGAACUCCAAGCACUUGUUCUUCAGGGAAAUGUGUGCUUACCACAACAGUUGUGGCCACAACAACUGUGGCACUUCGAACGUGCAACAACAGUCAACUGAGGCUCAACCACAUGGUACUCCGCAACAGCAACAUCAGCAUCAGCAUCAGCAAUGCUUGCAUUCAUCAGAAAAUGGAGUAGGGAGUCUGAGAAUGUUGAAAGAGGACGAGGAUGAGGACGAGGAGGAGGAUUCGGAGGAGGAUUCCGAUGAGGAGGAAGAGGAAUCAGGAGAUGAGAAUGAUGUGAUGAGGAAGAGGGCAAAGAAGGUAGGGUUCGGUGUGUCAUCAUCAUCAUCAUCAUCGUUAUCUCAGGUGAUGCAGCAGUUGAGUGGUGAAGUGAGUGGUGUGUUGCAAGAUGGAGGGAAGAGUGGUUGGGAGAAGAAGCAGUGGAUGAAGAAGAGGGUGGUGCAGUUGGAGGAACAGCAAGUGAGUUAUCAAAUGCAGGCGUUUGAGUUGGAAAAGCAACGGUUGAAGUGGGCAAGGUUUAGCAGCAAGAAGGAGAGGGAGAUGGAGAGAGAUAAGCUUCAAAAUGAACGAAGGAGGUUGGAGAUCGAGAGAAUGGUUUUGCUAAUUCGCCAGAAGGAGCUUGAAUUGCUUAAUAUUCAGCCGCAGCAGCAGCAUCAACAGCAACAUUCUUCUACCUAGGCCAGAAGAAAUUAAUAACUGUGUAAAUUUUAUGUAUGGUAGUCGAAAUAGAGAAAUGAUUGUUCAUUUUCUGGGGUGAUCGUUCAAAGUAAUUUGAAACAUGCAUGUAGUAUGCUUGUAUGUACUUAGAUUGUAGACAGUGUUUUUCUGUCUUGUUUUAAAUAAAUAUUUAGCAAGUUUUAUCAUUAAAUAUUGUUGUUUGAUAAA
Molecule: messenger RNA, 1869 nt
Organism: Cajanus cajan (pigeon pea)
Lineage: Eukaryota; Viridiplantae; Streptophyta; Magnoliopsida; Fabales; Fabaceae
Product: sequence-specific DNA binding transcription factor
Source: RefSeq, a predicted model, not a curated record